GCGACACCGCGCCUCCGAGGCCUGAGAUCCGCAGAGCCCAGGAGGGCAAACGGUUGUUUGUUCGAACGUUUUUUUUCCUCUUUGUCCCCCUUUUCAUAAAAAAUGACGAAAAAGUUUGAGUUUAAUUGGCAGAGGGAAACGCCCCAGUUGUUGCUCACGGGGGGCACCUUUGACAGGUGGAAGGAGGACAAGGACGGCACGGACAUCGAGCCAAACUGUUUGUGCAAAGUCGACAAGUACGGGUUUUUCUUGUACUGGAAGAGCGACGGCAAGGACGGAGAAGUCAUAGAACUCGCCCAAGUGAGCGACAUACGAUUCGGCGUACCACCCAAGGACUCGAAGAUAAUCAGCAAACUGAGCAAACACGGGACGCCGGAACAGAUAGACGAAAAAACGUUCAUCAUAUGCUCCGGCGCGGAUUACACCAACAUCAAUUACAUGCACUUUACGACACCGGACGCCAAAACUGCCAAGGACUGGCAAGCCGCGUUGAGAUUCGUCACCCACAACACGAAAGCGAGCAACGUGUGUCCAACUACGCAGUUGAUGAAACAUUGGAUGAAGUUGAGCUUCCAAGUGGACCCGAAGGGCAAAGUUCCGGUCAAAGUGAUCACUAAAACCUUCGCGUCCGGCAAAACUGAGAAACUCGUCUACCAAGGCUUGAAAGAGCUCGGCUUGCCCGAUGGAAAAAACGACAAAAUGGAACCGGAGGCCUUCACCUUCGAGAAGUUUUACUCCCUUUACUUCAAAAUAUGCCCGAGAAACGACAUAGAAGAGCUGUUCGGCUCCAUAACAAAAGGUAGAUCCGAGACCAUCAACAUAGAACAGUUCGUGCAGUUUAUGAACGAGAAGCAGCGCGACGCCCAGCUCAACGAGAUCCUCUAUCCGUUGUACAGCGAGGCUAGAUGCACGGAAAUCAUAAACGACUACGAGACGGUCGAAGCCAACAAAAAAGCCAGAAGACUGUCCAAGGAUGGGUUCAUCCGGUACCUCAUGUCGGACGAGAACGCGCCGGUGUUUCUGGAAAAGCUCGACGAGUGGAUGGACAUGGACCAGCCGCUGAGCCACUACUACAUCAAUUCCAGCCACAACACGUACCUAAGUGGCAAACAAGUCGGCGGCAAGAGCGCCGUUGAAAUGUACCGGCAGACCCUACUGGCCGGCUGCAGGUGCGUCGAGCUCGAUUGUUGGGACGGCAAGACGCCCAAGGACGAGAUAAUCAUAACCCACGGUAAAGCCAUGUGCACCGAUAUCCUCUUCAAGGACGUGCUGGUUGCCAUAAGGGACUGCGCCUUUGUGUCCACCGAGUACCCGGUGAUCCUCAGUAUCGAGAAUCACCUGUGCAUGUCGAACCAGUUGAAAAUGGCCCAAUACUUUGACGAGAUAUUCGGCGAUUUGCUACUGAAAACGGCCCUUCCCGAUUAUCCGCUCUACGUGGAAGGACACCCAUUGCCCCCGCCGUCGGCGAUGAAGAAAAAAAUACUGAUAAAAAACAAACGGCUGAAGCCCGAAGUGGAAAAGACAGAGCUCGAGCUCUUCCUCGCGGGUAAAUUCGAAGUCAAGGACGAAGUCGUCGAGGACGCGAGCGCUCCCGCUCCACCGCCUGCCGAAGCACCGCCACCAGCACCGGAAGCUCCAGCGGCAGCCGCUCCCCCGGGCGAAGGUGCACCACCCGGCGAGGCCGGUGGCGAGGGCGGUGCCGCCGCACCGGUCUACACCGGCAGCGCCACAUCCUGCCAUCCUCUCCUAUCCUCGAUGAUCAACUACGCCCAGCCCGUCAAGUUUCAGAGCUUCGAGCACGCCGAGAAAAAAAACAUCCACCACAACAUGUCCUCGUUCUCCGAGACGGCGGCGAUGAACCACUUGCAAAAGAGCGGCGUCGAGUUCGUCAACUACAACAAGCGCCAGAUGAGCCGAAUAUACCCCAAAGGCACCCGAGUCGAUUCCUCGAACUACAUGCCCCAGGUGUUCUGGAACGCGGGCUGUCAGAUGGUGGCGCUCAAUUACCAGACGCCCGACUUGCCGAUGCAGCUCAACCAGGGAAAAUUCGAGUACAACAACAUGACCGGUUACCUACUAAAGCCCGAUUUCAUGCGCAGACCCGACAAAAACUUCGAUCCCUUCUCAGAGGGCGUCGACGGCGUCAUCACCCAAACCUGCUCCGUGCGGGUCAUUGCCGGUCAGUUCCUGUCCGACAAGAAGGUAGGAACGUACGUCGAGGUGGACAUGUACGGUUUGCCGGCCGACACCAUAAAGAAAGAGUUCAAAACGAGAAUGGUCCCGGCGAACGGCCUCAACCCGGUGUACAACGAGGAGCCAUUUGUCUUCCGGAAAGUCGUCCUGCCGGACCUGGCCGUGCUCAGAUUCGGUGUUUACGAGGAGAGCGGCAAAUUGAUCGGUCAGAGGAUUUUGCCCCUGGACGGGCUGCAGGUGGGCUACCGGCACAUAUCGCUGAAAAACGAAGCGAACUUUCCCAUGGCUCUGCCCAUGCUCUUCUGCAGCAUUGAGAUGUCGAUUUACGUGCCCGACGGCUUUGGUGAUUUCAUGGCGAUGCUGUCGGAUCCGGGAGCGUUUGGCAAAGGAGCGGAAAAAAGAGACGAGGCCAUGAAGGGACUCGGAAUCGAGCAAACGGACUCGAAGGCCGAAGCCAAGAAGAAGGAGGAAGAGGAGAGAAAAAAGAAAGAGGAAUUCAAGCUGCCGCCGUGCAAUUUCGUGAACCUGCGCCGAGAAAAGUUCUGCAAGGCGAGCAAAAAGUGCGUCAAAGAGUUGGACACUUUGAAAAAGAAGCACACGAAGGAGAGGCAAACGAUGCAGAAAAACCAUUGCACAGCCAUCGAGAAAUUGACCAAAGGAAAAGACAAAGACGCGCUCGUCAAAGACGAGAACAUAAAGAAGCUCGUGAAAGAGCAAAUGGCCCAGUGGACCCAAAUGAUGGAGAAACAACGCAAGGAAGAGUGGGAUCUCAACAAGGCGCAGCUCGAGUCCUGCAAACAGGACGUCAAGGAGUGCAUACCGGCCGUCCAGGCGAACCAGGUCAAACUUUUGGAAGCCAAACACGACAAAGACGUCAAGGAGUUGAACGCUAGUCAAGCCAAGGUGUCGGCCGACACGGCAAAGGAAGUUAUGGCCGACAAGGCUUUGAAGACGAAGGGCGACAAGGACAGGAGACUCAAGGAGAAGAGGGCAAACAACAUCAAGAAGUUCAUGGACGAGAAGAAAAAUCUGGCCAUCAAGCAGGGCAAGGAAAAGGAGAAGCUCAAAGUCACUCACGAGAAACAGCUCAAGGAGAUCGAUAAGGACCUCGAGGGGGUCAGUCUAUUGUGA
Molecule: messenger RNA, 3324 nt
Organism: Copidosoma floridanum
Lineage: Eukaryota; Metazoa; Arthropoda; Insecta; Hymenoptera; Encyrtidae
Product: 1-phosphatidylinositol 4,5-bisphosphate phosphodiesterase
Biological process (GO): release of sequestered calcium ion into cytosol; phosphatidylinositol metabolic process; phosphatidylinositol-mediated signaling
Molecular function (GO): phosphatidylinositol-4,5-bisphosphate phospholipase C activity; calcium ion binding
Source: RefSeq, a predicted model, not a curated record